Messenger RNA from Mesorhabditis spiculigera, 345 nucleotides. The record is from the annotation of a GenBank genome assembly. Lineage: Eukaryota; Metazoa; Nematoda; Chromadorea; Rhabditida; Rhabditidae.
AUGACGACAAAGGAAAAGGAGCUCGACACAACCGGCCUACUCCCCCCGUUCCAAGGCGAAAAGAAGGUGGAAAUCAUCGAGACGCCGGACACGACGAUGGUGACCAUCAUCUUGCACGAGGAGGACCACACGAUGGGCAACUCGUUGAAGCACAUCCUCUGCAGCAUGCCCGACGUCGAAUUUUGCGGCUACAACGUGCCCCACCCGCUGGAGGACAAGAUUCUGCUGCGCGUGCAGACGAAGAACGGCGUGCCGGCGAGACGGAUCCUCGUCGACGCGUUUAACCAUUUGGAGACCAUCUUCACGCAGAUUGGGAAAAUGUUCGAGACUGCCUACGCGAAGAAA